AAAAAAAAAAAGCUGAUGCUGGUGGUGCAGCUUUUGAAUUUGGGGUCUGGCAAGGAUUUGGGGAGCAGGAGAUGGUUUUAGACUAGAACUUUGGGGGCUGCUUGGCCCAAUGUAGUAUAUAUACACUACGUGUAUAAAUGUAUAUAUAAAAAUAAAUUAAUCAAUUAAUAAAUAAAUACAGAGAGAGAAAGAAAAUACAUGUAUGGCCCAAUGUAGUAUAUAUAGUACAUGUAUAUUUUUAUAUAUUUAUGUGUAUAUAUGAAUAUAGUAGCCUGCAGCCCAGCAAUUCCCCCAGAGCACAGGGAAUGACAUCCCAAGUGCCAGAGCUGGGCAGGGGUCACUCUUACAGGAAAAGACAGCUGGAAAGCACAAGGAAAAAAAUAUUUACUCAAUUAAAUGAUGCUCUGUUCAGUCAUCAGAUUUUUGUUUAAGUCAGUCUUCAUCCCCUCGGGAAUAAAGAGCUGAUUAUAAACGGGGGGGGCAGGGGCACAGACCCUGCAGAUUAAAAUAAAGCUUAAGGCAUUUGAAUGCAAAGCUGCUCUGGGACACGUCAGACCCUCCUGCUCUAUAAAGAGGCUUUGCUUUUUGGGGAGGAUCACCUGCACCAGGUGGAGCCCCAGAAGACCCAUGUACUCCCCCGACAGCUCGCAGGAGCCCCCAAAUAACGGGACCCCGGGGCCCUUUGAUGGCCCCCAGUGGCCCCACCAGGCCCCACGGGCCGUGUACCUGUCGGUGGCCGUGCUGAUGGGCCUCGUCGUGGUCUCUGCCUCGGUGGUGAACGGCUUGGUCAUCAUGGUUUCCAUCAGGUACAAGAAGCUCCGGUCCCCCCUGAACUACAUCCUGGUGAACUUGGCCGUGGCCGACCUGCUGGUGACGCUCUGCGGCAGCUCCGUCAGCCUCUCCAACAACAUCAGCGGCUUCUUUGUGUUUGGCAAGCGCCUGUGCGAGCUGGAGGGCUUCAUGGUCUCCCUCACAGGCAUCGUGGGGCUGUGGUCCCUGGCCAUCCUGGCCCUCGAGAGGUACGUUGUGGUCUGCAGACCCCUGGGAGACUUUCGGUUCAAGCACCGACACGCCGUGAGUGGCUGUGCCUUCACCUGGAGCUGGUCACUGCUCUGGACAACCCCACCACUCAUGGGCUGGAGCAGCUACGUGCCUGAAGGUCUGAGAACCUCCUGUGGGCCCAACUGGUACACGGGCGGCAGCAACAACAACAGCUAUAUCCUGGCCUUGUUUGUCACCUGCUUUGUGAUGCCCCUCAGCCUGAUCCUCUUCUCCUACGCCAACCUGCUGAUGACCCUGCGAGCGGUAAGCACGGUGGGCACAGGCUGCGGCGCAGCAGCAGGAGUCGGACACGACGCAGCAGGCGGAGCGGGAGGUGACCCGGAUGGUGGUGGCGAUGGUGAUGGCCUUUCUCAUCUGCUGGCUGCCCUACAGCACCUUUGCACUGGUGGUGGCCACCCACAAAGACAUCACCAUCCAGCCAGCUCUGGCAUCUCUGCCCUCCUACUUCUCCAAGACCGCCACAGUUUACAAUCCAAUCAUUUACGUCUUCAUGAACAAACAGUUUCAGAGCUGCCUGCUGCAAAUGGUGUGCUGUGGUUACCACCCCCGGGGGACUGGGAAAACCUCUCCGGCUGCCCCCCGUCCCCGCCCAGGCGUCGCUGCAGAGGGGCUGCAGAAUAAGGUGAUGCCGUCUCACCCCGUCUGAGCGCUGCCAGAUCCUGCCUGCACCAGCACCAGUGCCAGCUCCAGGCUCUGCCUGUCCCACCCAGCCUGGUACAGCAUGGGCACAGAGCAGGCUCAGUGCUGGACGUGAGGGGGGGCUCUCAGAGAUUGAAGUCCCCAGCAGUCCACAGGGUUCUCCAAAGAAAGCCAUGAGUGUCUUCCCGUGGGAGAGGAGCCACCAAUCAUGGGAUAAACCGCAGACUUUUAUUUCACUCUCCUAAGGACACCCCCUCCCUUCCAGCCCCUCAUCUUGGGCAAUUGUGAGCCUUUCAAGAAGAAGAAGAA
Molecule: messenger RNA, 2010 nt
Organism: Pseudopipra pipra
Lineage: Eukaryota; Metazoa; Chordata; Aves; Passeriformes; Pipridae
Product: pinopsin
Exons: 5
Coding region: 628-1683 (351 amino acids)
Biological process (GO): G protein-coupled receptor signaling pathway; visual perception; phototransduction
Cellular component (GO): photoreceptor outer segment; plasma membrane
Molecular function (GO): G protein-coupled photoreceptor activity
Source: RefSeq, a predicted model, not a curated record